AUGGCGGCGACGUUGACGUGUCGCAGCAGCUGCAUGAUGGCAGAUCCACACUCUGGGUUCCCAGCUGAGUUGUCUGAGGACAGACAGACCUCCUCUGUUCGCUCAAGUACCACGGAUGCCGGCCAGAGUGACUGUAAUCCCUCCUUGGACACAGAGCUCCAGAGAGGACAGGAGGGACUUCAGUUAGACCCAGAACAGAGUUAUCCUGGACUGGAGAACCUGGCUUCUCCUGGGGGUGAAAACGUGGAGGAGAUAGAUGGAUCGGAGAGAGCUGUCGUCAGACCCAAAUGUCCUGUGGCUAUCUACAGAGGCAGACACCGGCGAAUAGCAGGCCAGACCCCGAGACCCAUCCAUCACGUGACGUCUGCGGCUGCUGCUUCCUCCUCCAUCCCAGUGUCGAGAAGAAGGAUGGUGCUGCUGGCCAAUGAGAAUAAAAGGGAAAUUGCCAAACAGGCACGAGCCAAGAAGGAGGCGAGGAGAGCAGCACUGGACUCCCGACACAAGUACCUGAUCAACAUGCUGGUGGAUGUUGUGACCAUGGAGGAGCCAGAGGUGGAGGACGUCUUCGUCUCUGAUGACAAAAUCAGCAUGAUUGAUGAUUUCUUUGCUGCAAACGGAUCCAGGCAGCUGGUUUUCAUCUAUCAGGAGAAUAAUGUUGUUCUCAAACGGAGGAUUUGCUCAUUACUGACGCCAGCCAAGACUCAAACGAAACUCUUCAUCACCACAGGAAGCUCUGAGCCUUUACUGGGAACACAUCUCUCCUUCCUUAGAACCACACAGAAGGCCAUCACCACCGCCAACAUUCACCAGGAGGUGAACUUUGUCGUCAUGGAUGGGAGUGACAACAGCGUUCUGAAAAAUCUGGAAACUCUGUUGGCUGGCUUCAUGUUACCAGCUCUCAAGUCUCAGAAGAUGUGGGGCUGUGUGGAGGACGGUGCGUCCAGUCCAAAGGUCCAGUCGUUUUUGUCCUCAGUGAAUCAGACUAUCAGUGACCUGAAUUCAGACAGAGUCAACAUGGAGAGAAAGGUUCAUCUUCAGCAGGUCGACCUUCCUGACACCAUCCAGCAGAUGAGCACUCCUGAAGACUACAGAGCAGCAGCCAGUAACGUUGAGCUGGUGCAGCGUCUGGAGGACGUCUUCUCGGUGUGGAUCAAGCAGAUCAGGAUGGUGCUGGUGGAGGACAAAAAGCUGAGGAGGGAGGCCGGCGACGUCGGGCCGUCAACUGAGCUGGAGCACUGGAAGAGGCGCAUGGUCCUCUUCAACAGUUUGGUGGAGGAAGUGAAGUGUCCAGAGGUGAAACGGACUAUGGGAGUUCUGCUGAUGGCAAAGUCUCGAACACUGCGAGUCUGGAAAGAGCUGGACCGAGAGAUGACCGAUGUGGCUAACGAGGCGAAGGACAACGUGAAGUGUCUGAACAAGCUGGUCAGGUUGUUCAGACAGCUGGAGGAAAGCACACCGAUGGACAUGCUGGACCCCAUUUCCAAUCUGAUGAACAACAUCGGGAUGUUCCAUACAUUCUCUCACCUCACCUCUGAGGGAAUAACGUCCCUACUGCAGAAGGUCACCAACCAAAUAAUCAACACCUGCAAGAGAUAUUUGAUGCAGGGCGUGAAGCGCAUCUGGGACCACAGCAGGCCGGUUCUGCUGCAGCGGAUGUCCGAUUGUUGCCUUCUAAACGUGCAGUAUCAGGAGAGCUUCCAGAGGUUGAGGGAAAAGCCCAACACCAGACAGUUAGACUUCAGCCAAAGGCACAUCUUCGGAAAGUUUGAUGAUUUCUGCCGACGUUUGGAGAAGAUCGCUGACAUGAUGUCCACGCUGGAGAGCCUGGCUGCUCUGGGGAAAAUAAAGGUGGAGGGUGUUGAGAAGAUCUUUGGUCGCUACUGUACCCUUGUCAACACGACCAAGUCCAAGACCUACGACAUCCUGGACCAUCGCAAGCUGGAGUUUGACAGUGACUAUGCAAACUUUCAGCUCCAGGUGAAGGGCUUGUUUCAGUCUCUCCAGUCUCUGCUGGACCUCUGGUUUAAACAGUCUGUCUCGACGGAGCGAAUGCUUGAGCUUCUGGCCGUGUUGGAGUCGGGUCUUGGAGUUCGUCUGGAUCUGAAGCGUUAUUACAAGCUGCUGCUGCAGCACUAUGACAUGGAGCUGGCCAAGCUGUGGAACAUCUACAAGAAAGAAGGAGGGGAUCCGCCCACUGGACGCAACAUCCCGCCGUUGGCAGGUAGGAUCCUCUGGUGUCGCCACCUUCUGAAGAGGAUUGAAGCUCCCAUGCAGGUCCUGUCCAAGAAGCUGGAUCUGCUCAAGGGCCCUGAGAUGACUAAAGCCAUCCGCGUCUACAACCACAUGGCUGAAGUGCUGGUGAAGUACGAGAAGAUGCACGUCGACAAGUGGACCCCGGCUGCAGAGAGCACUGUUCACUGUCUGGACGUCACCCUGCUGGUUCGGGACAAGAACAGCAAGGAGUUGUUGGUGAACCUGGAUCCCGCGGUGCUGCAGGUGCUCCAGGAGGCCCGAUGGCUGAAGAAGCUAGGGAUGACCGUCCCAGAUGCUGUCAUGAGGACAAUGCCCAGGGAGCCGCAGAUUAAAGACUUGUCCAGCCGGCUCAAGGACCUCCUGCAGGACUACAGGUCGGCAGUCAGCAGGAUCCCGCCUCUUCUCCUCCCUCUCAUGGAGCCCCUCAUCCGCCCUGUGGAGGUGGCUCUUUCUCCCGGUCUCACCAGACUGUCUUGGAACUCCCUCAUCGUUGAUGCAUUCCUGGAUGGUGUGUAUGCGGCUCUGGAAGAACUGGACUACGCAGUGAGAGUGGCCUCGGACCUGUUGAACUGUCGCAUCGGUCAGCUGCUUGGAGACAUGACGUCCUGCUGCCUGCUGGUCCUGCCAGAGGACUCCCCCAUCUCCCCUCAGGACCUCCUGCUGCAGACGGACAGCAACGUCCAGGCUGCUGCCGCCGCACUGAGCUGGCAGAGUCAGCAGGUGGAGAAAUACGUGUUUGAGCUGAUCGAGGAGCUGAAGAAGAAGAUGAGGACCACAGAGACGGUCAAUCUGCAGGGAUCUUUCCAGUGUCUACACGUCCGACACAAGAGCCGCUGCCUGUCUUGUCUUCCUUGCCGCUUCAGCAUUCUGAUCGGCCAGCUCUACAAUAACACCACCAAAGCCCUGGUCACAGCCACCAGAUCAUCUCUGGAAGCCCUGUGGAAGAGACUGCAUGUCAUCAAGCACCAGUUCCGCUCCUCUUCCUCCUCUGGUGCCUGCAGCGGUCAGCUGUCUCCUCCUCUCUUCAGAUCGUCCAUCCAGCUAGCCAUCCCCAAGAUCGUCAUCAGACCCAGCCUACAAGACAUUCAGACGGCGGUAAAUAAGCUGGUGAGUGUUGUGAUGUCUGCCACCAAAGACCUCCCUCCAUGGACCCGCUUCCACCACAAACAGCAGCAGAUGGACCAGGCAGCAGCUCCUGAUGAAGGGGACGACAUCCCGGUCCAAGAGCUGCAACCUCAGGACAGAGCAGUGGCAGAACACAAAGACAUUAUCAGGUUGAUGUCGCAGCUCAACUCCAUCGUGUCGUCCCUGAACAUCCCAGCUGCUGACACCCUGAAUGAACUCAGCCACUUCUCCACCCUGUGGAACCAGGACCCACAGGAGCAGGUGCAGACCUUCCUGCAGUCGGACCCCCGAGUGACCGAAUUCGCCUAUCAGCUACGCUUCUACUCUAACCUGGAGGAGCAGAUAUCAGAGCUGCCAGGGUUUCGUUUGGUGGGCGCCAUCCUGUUGGACACCGAGGAGCUGAAGCUGUCCCUCACUGAGGAGUGUCGUCUCUGGAAACGAGCCUUCAGCGAGGUGCUCAACAGCCGGGAGUCCGCCAACAUGAACGACGUCAUUUCAUUCGUAAACGGGAUGACAAAAACCCUUCAGCAUCCGAUCAAAGACCUGGAGGACGUCCGUCAGGCCAUGGCGGCAAUCAGAGAGGUUCGAGAGGCGGAGUUCCGUAUUGACACCACGAUCAGUCAGGUGGAAGAUUCUUUCGCCCUGCUGCAGAAAAACGAGCUGCUGUCAAACGACGGGAGUGCCGAGUGCUUGGACGGUCUGUCGUACACCUGGAAGAAUCUCAAAGCUCUGGAGAUGGAGAGUCAGAACACUCUGGUGAAGCUUGAACCCACCAUGAGGUCCGACCUGCUGGCUGCGGUGCAGGGCUUCCAGAGCGCCACUCAGAGCUUCUGCACCAACUAUGACCUCAGAGGCCCCAGCGUGGAGGGCGUGGCUCCUGCAGAGGCCAUUGAGCGGCUGGAGAGUUUCCAGGCUGAGUUUGAUCAGCUGUGGAGGAAAUACAUCACUUACUCCGGAGGAGAGGAGCUGUUUGGACUUGAGGUUCACACGUAUCCGGAGCUGCAGAUGAUCAAGAGGGAGCUGUCUCUGCUCUCCAAACUCUACAGUCUGUACAGCGCAGUCAUUGAGAGCAUCGGCGGAUACUACGGCAUCCUGUGGGCCGACCUCAACAUCGAGAAGAUCAACACGGAGCUGCAGGACUUCCAGAACAGGAUCAGGAAACUUCCAAAGGAGCUGAAAAGAUAUAAGGCCUUUAGUGAUCUGAAGAAAACCAUUGAUGACUUUACAGAAAGUUGUCCUUUACUUUACAUGAUGGCCAACAAGGCCAUGCUGCCGAGACACUGGACUCGACUCUGCAAUCUGACCGGUCACAGCUUCCAGGUGGAGUCAGAGACCUUCUGCCUCAAAAACAUCAUGGAGGCGCCGCUGCUGAAAUACAAAGAAGACAUCGAGGAUGUCUGCAUCAGCGCCGUUAAGGAGUGCGACAUCCAGGCCAAGCUGGAGGACGUGGUGGGCGACUGGAGCAGCCAGAUGCUCAGCUUCUCCACCUUCAGGGCCCGAGGAGAACUUCUGCUGAAUGGAGUCGAGACCCUUGAGAAAACCUCCAUGAUGGAGGACAGUCUGAUGGUGCUGACAUCGUUGCUGAGCAACAGGUACAACACUCCCUUCAAACCGUCCAUCCAGCUGUGGGUGCAGAACCUCUCCAACACCUUCGAGAUCAUCGAGAAGUGGAUGUCUGUCCAGAGCCUCUGGAUCUACCUGGAGGCCGUGUUUGUGGGCGGAGACAUCGCCAAGCAGCUGCCUCAGGAGGCCAAACGUUUCCAGAAUGUUGACAAGUCGUGGCAGAAGAUCAUGCAGCGAGCACACGAAAUUCCCAAAAUAGUGGAGUGCUGUGUGGGGGACGAAACCCUCAGCCAGGUACUUCCCCACCUGCAGGAGCAGCUGGAGCUCUGUCAGAAGUCUCUGAGUGGCUACCUGGAGAAGAAGCGCUUGGUGUUCCCAAGAUUUUUCUUUGUGUCGGACCCGGCCCUGCUGGAGGUUCUGGGACAGGCCUCUGACUCACACACCAUACAGAAUCAUCUGCUCAGUCUCUUCGACAACAUUAACAGAGUUUCAUUCAAUGAGAAAAUCUAUGACCAGAUGACGGAUUUCCAGUCUCAGGAAGGAGAAAGUGUGGAGCUGAAUAAACCCGUCAUGGCACAGGGAAAUGUGGAGGAGUGGUUAGGACAACUGCUCUCCGGGGUGAGGCAGACCCUCCACGCCAUCAUCCGCCAGGCCUAUCAGGCCAUCAGUGACACUGGGAUGAAGCUGCUGGAGUUCCAGUCAGCAUUUCCAGCUCAGGUCGGCCUGCUGGGAAUCCAAAUGAUCUGGACGAGAGACGCAGAAGCCGCGCUCGUCCGGAGCAAGUCGGACAAGAAGAUCAUGCAGACAACCAACCAACAGUUCCUGGACCUCCUCAAUGAGCUCAUUGACAUGACAACCAGGGAGCUGAGCAAGAACGAGAGAACCAAGUACGAAACGCUCAUCACCAUCCAUGUCCACCAAAAGGACAUCUUCAGUGACCUGGUACGUCUGAAGAUACGAUCUGAUUCAGACUUUGAGUGGCAGAAACAGUCAAGAUUUUACUUCUUGGAGGACGUGGACAGGUGCGCCAUCCGGAUCACCGACGUGGAGUUCGACUACUGCAACGAAUACCUGGGCUGCACCGACAGACUCGUCAUCACUCCGCUGACUGACAGGUGUUACAUCACGCUGUCUCAGGCUCUGGGGAUGAGCAUGGGCGGAGCUCCAGCGGGUCCAGCAGGAACCGGCAAAACGGAGACUACCAAAGAUAUGGGUCGCUGUCUGGGGAAGUAUGUGGUGGUUUUCAACUGCUCGGAUCAGAUGGACUACAGAGGACUGGGCCGCAUCUAUAAAGGGCUGGCCCAGUCUGGAGCCUGGGGCUGUUUUGAUGAGUUCAACCGCAUCGAGCUGCCGGUGCUCUCCGUCGCUGCGCAGCAGAUCUACAUCGUCCUGCAGUGUAAGAAGAACAAGAAGAAACAGUUCGUGUUCACCGAUGGAGACUUGGUCGACAUGGACCCUGAAUUCGGCAUCUUCCUAACCAUGAACCCCGGGUACGCAGGCCGUCAGGAGCUGCCCGAGAACCUGAAGAUCCAGUUUCGGACUGUGGCAAUGAUGGUCCCAGACCGAGCCAUCAUCAUGAGGGUCAAACUGGCCAGUGCAGGUUUCCGGGAGAACCAGGUCCUCAGCAAGAAGUUCUACACCCUCUACAAGCUGUGUGAGGAGCAGCUGUCCAAACAGGUUCAUUAUGACUUUGGCCUCAGGAACAUUCUGUCAGUUUUGAGGACGCUGGGAGCUGUGAAGAGAUCCAACCCGUCGGAACCAGAGACAACAGUGGUGAUGAGGGUUCUGAGAGACAUGAACCUCUCCAAGCUGGUGGAUGAAGACGAGCCGCUGUUCAUGAGUCUGAUCAACGAUCUGUUCCCUGGUAUUGUGCUGGAUAAAGCCGGUUAUCCAGACUUGGAGGCGUGCAUCUCCAGCCAGGCUCAGAAGGCUGGUCUGAUCCCACAUCCUCCCUGGAUUCUCAAACUGGUCCAGCUCUAUGAGACGCAGAGAGUCCGGCACGGUAUGAUGACGCUGGGUCCCAGCGGCGCAGGGAAGACCAACUGCAUCAACACGCUGAUGAAGGCCAUGACGGACUGUGGCUCCCCCCACCGGGAGAUGAGGAUGAACCCCAAAGCCAUCACAGCCUCGCAGAUGUUCGGCAGGCUGGAGGUCGCCACCAACGACUGGACAGACGGCAUCUUCUCCACGCUGUGGAGGAAAACUCUCAAAGCCAAGAAGGGGGAGUACAUCUGGAUCGUGUUGGACGGUCCAGUGGACGCCAUCUGGAUUGAGAACCUAAACUCAGUUUUGGACGACAACAAAACCCUGACGCUGGCAAAUGGAGAUCGAAUCCCCAUGGCUCCCUGCUGCAAGGUCGUCUUUGAAGCCCACAACAUCGACAACGCCUCCCCGGCCACCGUGUCCAGAAACGGCAUGGUGUUCAUGAGCUCCUCGGUGCUCAGCUGGAGCCCCAUCCUGCAGGCCUGGCUGCAGGAGCUCCCGGCUCAGCUGGCGGAAGCUCUGAGGAGCUGCUUCGACAGCUGCUACCAGGACCUGCUGGAGUUUGUGUUCACCGCUGUGUCUCCGAAGAUGCAGGUGCUGGAGUGUAUGUACAUCAGACAGACUAUUGACCUGCUGCAGGGUUUGCUCCUCUCUACAGAGGAGAAGCAGGUCCGCCAUGGACACGCUGGCCGCCUGUUUGUUUUUGCAGUCAUGUGGUCUCUGGGUGCGCUGCUGGAGCUGGAUGACAAAGCCAAGAUGGAGGCCUUCCUGAAGGGCCACAGCUCACGUCUAGACCUGCCACAGACUCAGGACAAGCAGACCAUCUUUGAGUUCACCGUCAAUGACCAGGGAGAGUGGGAGCACUGGUCCAACAAGGUCCCAGAAUAUAUCUACCCCAGAGACCAUGUACCAGACUACUCUUCCAUCCUGGUUCCCAACGUGGACAACGUGAGGACGGACUUCCUGAUGCAGACCAUCAUGAAGCAGAAGAAGGCAGUGCUGCUGAUCGGAGAGCAGGGAACCGCCAAGACUGUCAUGAUUAAAGGCUACACCAGUAAGCUGGACCCAGAGCUUCACCUCAACAAGACGGUGAACUUCUCAUCCGCCACGCUGCCAGGAAUGUUCCAGAGAACCACCGAGAGCUACAUCGAUAAACGGAUGGGCACCACCUAUGGCCCGCCGGCGGGGCGCAGGAUGACCAUCUUCAUCGACGACAUCAACAUGCCUGUCAUCAACGAAUGGGGAGACCAGAUAACCAAUGAGAUUGUGCGCCAGCUGAUGGAGCAGGGAGGUUUCUACAGCUUGGACAGUCCGGGGGAAUUCAUCCAUGUGGUGGAUGUUCAGGUGGCGGCAGCCAUGAUCCACCCCGGUGGCGGCCGCAACGACAUUCCCGAGCGUCUGAAGAGGCAGUUCUGCAUCUUUAACUGCACGCUUCCCGCCAACUCGUCCAUCGACAAGAUCUUCAGCACCGUGGCUCAGGGGUACUUCUGCCAGGAGAGAGGCUUCCCUGACCAAGUCUGUGAAUUUGCCGCCGCCCUCGUUCCCACCACCAGACGCGUGUGGCAGGCCGUGAAGGCCAAGAUGUUACCGUCUCCUGCAAAGUUCCACUACAUCUUCAACCUGAGGGAUCUGAGCAGAAUCUGGCAGGGUGUCCUGACGGUGACGUCGGCGGUGUGUCAGAGCUCCUCUCUCCUCGCCGCUCUCUUCCAUCAUGAGUGCUGCAGAGUGAUCGCUGACCGAUUCAUCGACAUGAAUGACAGACAGACCUUCAGCAGCAUCAUGGAAAAAAUCACGACGGAGGAUCAUGGGAAUGCUCUGACUGAGCAUCCUCAGUGGGACAGCUACUUUGUGGACUUCCUGCGUGAACCUCCCGAGGUGACAGGCGACGAACCAGAAGACUUUGAUCUGGAUGCACCGAAGGUGUACGAGCCAAUCGAGUCCCUGGAUGACCUGGCGGAGCGGCUGUGUGUCUUCCAGCAGCAGUACAACGAGAUGGUGAGAGGCGGAGCCAUGGACCUGGUCUUCUUCAAGGACGCGAUGGUCCACCUGAUGCGCAUUUCACGCAUCCUGAGAACGCCGCAGGGCAACGCCCUGCUGGUCGGGGUCGGGGGGUCGGGGAAGCAGAGUCUUACAAGGCUCGCGUCCUUCAUCGCAGGAUACGAGACCUUUCAGAUCACACUGACCAGGUCGUACAACUGCGCCAACCUGCUGGAGGAUCUGAAAGUUGUGUAUCGGACUGCUGGUCAGCAGGGAAAAGGAAUCACAUUCCUCUUCACCGACAACGAAAUCAAAGAAGAUGCCUUCCUCGAGUACAUGAACAACGUCCUUGCGAGUGGUGAAGUCUCCAAUCUGUUCGGCCGUGAUGAGGUGGACGAGAUCAGUCAGGACCUGAUCCCCGUCAUGAAGCGGCAGCACCCCCGCCGACCUCCGACCCCUGAGAACCUCUACAACUUCUUCCUGUCCCGCGUGCGGAGCAACCUCCACGUUGUCCUCUGCUUCUCGCCUGUCGGGGAGAAGUUCCGGGCUCGCGCCUUGAAGUUCCCAGCUCUGAUAUCUGGCUGCACCGUGGACUGGUUCCAGCGCUGGCCGCGGGACGCCCUGAUCGCUGUGUCCCAUCACUUCCUGUCCCAGUACGAGGACCUCUGCUGCUCGCAGGGCGUGAGGGAGAGCGUGGUUGUUACCAUGGGAGCCUUCCAGGACUUGGUGGCAGAGAAAUGUGUCAUGUAUUUUGAGCGUUUCCGCCGCCAAACAUUUGUGACGCCAAAGUCCUUCCUGUCCUUCAUCAACAGCUACAAGAUAAUCUACACAGAGAAGAUCACUCGUGUUGGCAUGCUGGCUGACCGCAUGAAGACAGGUCUGGCUAAACUGAUGGAGGCAGAGGGGUCGGUGUCCCAGCUGUCUGAGGAGCUGGUGGUGAAGGAGCAGGAGCUCGCUGUGGCCACCGUGAAGGCCGAGAAAGUCCUGCAGGAGGUCACUGCUAAAGCUGAGGCUGCACAGGAGGUGAAGCAGCAAGUGCAGAAGGUGAAGGAUAAAGCUCAGCUCAUCGUUGAUGAGAUUGAAGUCGAUAAAGCAGCAGCAGAGUACAAACUGGAGGCGGCCAAACCGGCUAUGGAGGCUGCUGAAGCUGCACUGCAGACCAUUAAACCGGCGGACAUCUCCACGGUGAGGAAGCUGCCGAAACCUCCUCAUCUCAUCAUGAGGAUCAUGGACGUCGUGGUGAUUCUGUUCCAGAGGAAGGUGGACCCGGUGACGUUAGAUCCUGAGCGGUCCUGUCUGCGCCCGUCAUGGCCCGAAGCCAUGAAGCUGAUGCAGGCCUCCAAUUUCCUCAGCAUGCUGCUCAACUUCGACAAGGACUCCAUCACAGAGGAGAUGGUGGACUUGGUGGCGCCCUACCUGGAGAUGGAGGACUACACCUUUGAGUCUGCCAAGAAGAUUUGUGGAAACGUGGCCGGACUCUGCUCCUGGACUCUGGCCAUGGUGGACUUCUACAAGAUCAACAAGGAGGUGCUGCCGCUGAAGGCUAACCUAAAACUGCAGGAGACCCGUCUGGGAGACGCUCAGGCUGAACUUAGUAAAGCUCAAAAUCAGCUGGAUGCAAAACAGCAGGAGCUGGACGCUGUGGAGGCGCUCUACAAUGCUGCCAUGAAGGAGAAGCAGGACCUGGAAGACGACGCGCAGAGCUGCCGCCGUAAGAUGGCUAACGCCACGGCUCUGAUCGACGGGCUGGGAGAAGAGAAGGUCCGUUGGACCGAAAGCAGCGCCACGUUCCAGACCCAGAUCCAACACCUGGUCGGGGAUGUGCUUCUGUCCACGGGCUUCCUGUCCUAUUCUGGCCCGUUCAACCAGGAAUACCGCAGCCUGCUGCUGCAGCUGUGGACCAAGGAGAUGGAGGAACAGUUCAUCCCCUUCAGUCCUGACCUGAACAUGAUCAGUCUGCUGGUAGACAACCCCACAAUCGCCGAGUGGAACGUGCAGGGUUUACCCAGCGACGACCUGUCCAUCCAGAACGGCAUCGUGGUGACCAAGGCGUCGCGCUACCCGCUGCUCAUAGACCCCCAGGGUCAGGGCAAGACCUGGAUCCAGAACCGAGAGAAGAACCAGCAGCUGCAGGUGACGUGUUUGAACCAUAAAUAUUUCCGGACCCACCUGGAGGACUGUCUGUCUCAGGGGCGUCCAAUGCUGCUGGAGGAUAUAGGAGAGGAGCUGGAUCCGGUCCUGGACAACAUUCUGGACAAAAACUACAUCAAGUCUGGAUCUACCUACAAGGUGAGGGUUGGGGAUAAGGAAGUGGAUGUGAUGAAGGGCUUCAUGCUCUACAUCACCACCAAGCUGGCCAACCCGGCCUACAGCCCCGAGAUCAGCGCCAGGACAGCCGUGGUGGACUUCACCGUCACCCAGCGAGGCCUGGAGGAGCAGCUGCUGGGCCGAGUCAUCCUGCUGGAGAGAGAGAAGCUGGAGGCAGAGCGGGUCAACCUGCUGGAGGAGGUGGCCACCAAUAAGAGGAAGAUGCAGGAGCUGGAGGACAGUCUGCUGUUCCGACUGACCAGCACGCAGGGCUCGCUGGUGGAGGACGAAUCCCUGAUCGAGGUUCUGAAAAACACCAAGAUCACCGCUAAGGAGGUGAGUAAGAAACUGUCUGUUGCUGCGGAGACGGAGGUGAAGAUCAACAUGGCCAGAGAGGAGUACCGUCCGGUGGCCACCAGGGGGAGCAUCGUCUACUUCCUGAUUGUAGAGAUGUCACUGGUCAACAUCAUGUACCAAACGUCGCUGGUACAGUUCCUGGGCCUCUUUGACUCGUCCCUGAAGAACUCGGAGAAGUCUCCGCUCACCUCCGAACGCAUCAGCAACAUCAUCAGCUUCCUCACAUACCAGGUGUUCUCUUACACGGCCAGAGGUCUCUACGAGGAACACAAGCUGCUGUUCACCUUGCUCCUGGCUCUGAAGAUCGACCUGCAGGCCAGGAAGAUCAUGCACCAGGAGGUGCACACCUUCCUCAAAGGCGGCGCCUCUCUGGAUCCAAAAUCUGUCCAGGCCAAGCCUCAACGCUGGAUCCAGGAGCAGACUUGGCUGAACCUGGUGCAGCUGUCUGGUCUGCAUCUGUUCUCCAACAUCCUGACUCAGGUGAACCAGAACGAGCGCGCCUGGAGGACGUGGUUUGAUAGUCCGGCUCCAGAGGACACAGAACUACCUGACGGAUAUGAGGAGAAGAUAAGCACCUUCCAGAAGCUCCUGCUCAUUCGGAGCUGGUGUCCGGACCGGACCCUCAUUCAGGCCCGGCGGUACAUCUCACAGUCCUUGGGCUGUCGGUAUGCCGAAGGCUCAGUCCUGGACCUGGAAACCAUGUGGGCCGAGAGCAGCAACAGGACGCCGAUGGUGUGUCUGCUGUCGAUGGGCUCCGACCCUACAGAGAACAUAGAGAAGCUCGCCAGGAGCAAGGGUGCCGCGUGCCCCACCAUCUCUAUGGGGCAGGGCCAGGAGGUUCACGCCCGCAAGCUGCUGUCCAAGAGCAUGCUGGCCGGCGGCUGGCUCCUGCUCCAGAACUGCCACCUGGGACUGGGCUUCCUGGACGAGCUGCUGGACACCGUCACCUUGACCCCUUCAAACAACGUGCAUAAAAGUUUCAGGCUGUGGCUGUCGACCGACGUGCACCCCAGAUUCCCCAUCAACUUCCUCCAGUCCUCCAUCAAGUUCACCAACGAACCUCCUCUCGGGAUGAAAGCGGGUCUGAAGAGGACCUUUGGUGGUAUCACUCAGGAUCAGUUGGAGAUCAGCAACAUGCCGCAGUGGAAACCUCUGCUGUACGCCGUGGCCUUCCUCCACACCACCGUGCAGGAGCGCCGUAAGUUCGGUCCUCUCGGCUGGAACAUCCCGUAUGAGUUCAACCAGGCGGAUUUCACCUGCAGCAUGCACUUUGUCCAGAACCACCUGGACGACAUGGAUCCGAAGAGAGGAGUGAACUGGAACUGUCUGCGCUACAUGUUGGGAGAGGUCCAGUACGGUGGACGGGUGACUGAUGACUUGGACAAGUGUCUCCUCAACACCUUCACCCGUGUCUGGUUCAGCGAGAACACCUUCAGCAGCGAAUUCUACUUCUAUAAAGGCUACAGCAUUCCCGCCAAGGCCAAAAGCGUCCAGGACAUCCUGCAGCACAUCGAGGAGCUGCCGCUCGUCGACUCGCCUGAGGUGUUUGGGCUUCACCCUAAUGCUGACAUCACCUGCCAGACCAACCUGACCAACGAGAUGCUCUGCACCAUCGUCAACAUCCAGCCGAAGGACAGCGGCGCCGCAGCCGGGGAGACCAGGGAGGCCUGCGUGCAAAGAGCCGUCAACGACAUGCUGGACAAGUUGCCACCCAACUACGUUCCUCACGAGGUCAAAGGUCAACUGCAGAAGAUGGGUCCACUUCAGCCAAUGAACAUCUUCCUCCAACAGGAAGUGGACCGCAUGCAGCGGGUCAUCAGUAUCGUGCGGAGCACGCUCACGGACCUGGGACUGGCCAUCGAUGGGACCAUCAUCAUGUCGGAGGAGCUGCGCGACGCUCUGGACUGCAUCUUCGACGCUCGCAUCCCUCGUACGUGGCUCCGCAUCAGCUGGCCGUCGGACACCUUGGGUUUCUGGUUCGGCGAGCUUCUGGAGAGGAACAUCCAGCUCAGCGACUGGAUUCAAGCCGGUCGGCCAAAGCAGUUCUGGCUCGCUGGCUUCUUCAAUCCACAGGGCUUUCUGACGGCCAUCCGCCAGGAGACCACCCGCUCAAAUGUAUCCAAGGGCUGGGCUCUGGACACCGUCACCCUGAGCAACGACGUCACCAAGAAGAUGAAGGAGGACGUGACGGCCCCGCCCCCCCAGGGUGUGGGCGGGGUCUACAUCUAUGGCCUGUCCCUGGAUGGGGCAGGGUGGGAUCGCCGUGGUGUGAAACUUGCAGAAGCACCGUCCAAGAUCCUCUUCACUCUGCUGCCAGUGGUCCACGUCUUCGCCGUCAACGCCGCCGCCGCGAAGCCGCCGCAGGGCGCCGGCGGCGGCAUCAGCCUGUACUCGUGUCCGGUGUACAAGAAGCCGCGCCGCACCGACCUCAACUUCAUCUUCUGCCUUUCUCUGCGGAGCGUGAAGCCGGUGGAACACUGGACCAUGCGAGGCGUCGCUCUACUCUGCCACUGCAAGUAACCUGCUGGCGGAGGUCACAUGACCAGAGGCUGCUGGCCCUCUACUGCCCUGGU
Messenger RNA from Cololabis saira (Pacific saury), 14138 nucleotides. Its product is annotated as dynein axonemal heavy chain 5-like. Gene Ontology annotation, cellular component: dynein complex. The transcript is spliced from 98 exons. The coding region runs from base 1 to 14085 and encodes 4694 amino acids. Lineage: Eukaryota; Metazoa; Chordata; Actinopteri; Beloniformes; Belonidae. The record is from RefSeq and is a predicted model, not a curated record. Gene Ontology annotation, molecular function: dynein light intermediate chain binding; ATP binding; minus-end-directed microtubule motor activity. Gene Ontology annotation, biological process: microtubule-based movement.